Solenopsis invicta (red fire ant) is the source of this 1714-nucleotide messenger RNA. Its product is annotated as probable 18S rRNA (guanine-N(7))-methyltransferase. NCBI's taxonomy places the organism in Eukaryota, Metazoa, Arthropoda, Insecta, Hymenoptera, Formicidae. Gene Ontology annotation, cellular component: nucleolus. Gene Ontology annotation, biological process: rRNA (guanine-N7)-methylation. The coding region runs from base 633 to 1460 and encodes 275 amino acids. The record is from RefSeq and is a predicted model, not a curated record. The transcript has 5 exons. Gene Ontology annotation, molecular function: rRNA (guanine) methyltransferase activity.
UUUUAUAGUUAUAUCACUAAAUCGCUGUAUACAAAUUCUGAUUUUGAUUUAUUCCAAUUGUGCAAAGCAUACAAUUGCAAAUUGUAUUGAUUUCCAAAUUUUAUAAUUGAUUACUUUAAUUUUACAAAUCGACAUUUUUACUAUUUCUAUUUAGAAUGACUAAAAUGAACCUUUCUCGUUUUCAAUUAUUUUUAUCUUUUAAGGAGAAAAUAGCACUUUAUGCGUUUGAAGAAUACUUGUAAAAAGAACGGACACGUGACCAGACAUGGCCAUGGCCAACCCUUUGGAGAUUUAGGUUAGGUUCUAUUUGUAAGACACGUGUGUUUAUUAGAUACUUUUGGCAUGUUCAGAAUAACGAAUUAAUGGGACAAACAAAAUAGUUUAAAACAGAUAUAAAAGAAAAUAAAAACUGUAUUGAAAGACGAAUAAAAUCAGUAUUUAAAAUAUCUAAGCAAGUAUAAAUCACUGAUAGUUCUACCUACUUCUUAAUUAGAAGUUUGCUCGACUUAUACUGAUAAUACGACUGGAUUUUAUUGGCUUUCUAAUCCAGUACUUGACGUUGUUUAAACUAUGGUACUUUGAUUUAUAUGAAUUAAAAAUCCAGAGGCCUGUGAAAGACAGAAAGAAAGAAAAUGUCUAAGCGACCAGAGCACAUGGCACCUCCUGAGGUGUAUUAUGAUGAAACAGAAGCUAAGAAAUAUACACAAAGCUCUCGUAUGAUAGAAAUUCAAGUACAGAUGUGCGAACGUGCUAUAGAACUUCUUUUACUACCCGAGGAUAAGAGUUGCUUACUUUUGGAUAUUGGUUGCGGAUCAGGCCUUAGUGGCAGCGUCUUAGAAGAUCAGGGACAUGUAUGGAUUGGUGUUGACAUUUCUUCAGCAAUGCUUAAGGUAGCUGCUGAAAGAGAAACAGAUGGUGACUUGAUCUUGGGAGAUAUAGGUCAAGGAUUACCAUUUAAAGCUGGUGCGUUUGAUGGAGCUGUUAGUAUCUCUGCUCUUCAAUGGUUGUGCUAUGCAAACAAAGUUACGCACAAUCCUACGAAACGUUUAUAUCGUUUCUUCUCAACAUUGUACGCAUGCCUGUCAAGGAGUGCAAGAGCAGUAUUACAGUUUUAUCCAGAAAACAGUGAACAGGUUGAAUUAAUCACAGCACAAGCUACAAAAGCUGGAUUUUUCGGUGGUGUGGUUGUUGAUUUCCCAAAUAGUACAAAAGCAAAAAAGAUGUUUUUGGUUUUAAUGACUGGAGGAGCUGCUCCGCUUCCAAAAGCACUGGGAGUAGAAAACGAAGACAGACAAACCAUUGCUAAUUCAAAAAGGGAGUACAUAAAAAAAGCCAAGGGUAAAUCAUUAAAGAAAAGCAGGGAUUGGAUUUUAGAGAAGAAAGAAAGGCGGCGACGACAAGGAAGAGAAGUUAGAGGUGAUUCCAAAUAUACUGGUCGAAAGAGAUCCGGGCGAUUCUGAAAUGUACUUCGUUAAUAUAAAAAUUUAUUUUCAAUAAUUUCUAAAUUAUAAAUAAUAAAGUUUAUAAAAUCUUAAUUAUAUUCUCCGCUUUUAUAUUAACUUGAAAGAUAUUUGAAAUAUCCAUUUUAUUAAAGAAUAUUUACAUAAAGCAAAAUUUAAUAAUCAUAAUUAUGUAUAUACAAAGGAUAUGUACGCUCCUUUAAAAAGACCCUAAAUACCGAUCGCAUUACAGAAUAAAUUAAUUUUGAAAUUGG